CAGCACAUUCGACGACUCCACAGUCUUUAUCCUAGAUCCGGCAGUGAGAUGAUGAGAGCAUUGCUGCGAGCAGAGGGAUUGCUAGUAUCACGACAGAGAGUGAGACUGAUGUUGACUAACAUUGACCCAACGGCUGCUGCACGUAGAUGGAGUUAUGCUGUGGCCCGAAGAACAUACCAUGUGCCAUAUCCAAACAGUCUGUGGCAUAUGGAUGGGAAUAUGCGUCUUAUCAGAUGGGGCUUCGUGAUACAUGGAGCUAUAGAUGGAUACUCUCGGCUGAUAACUUACUUGAACUGUAAUGUAAACAACAGAGCCGCCACAGUUUUAACACUGUUCUUAAAAGCCACAUGCAUUUAUGGACUUCCAUCUAGAGUGCGGUCAGAUCACGGUGGAGAGAACACACAAGUGGCAUUGUUCAUGAAUGUUGUUCAUGGUGUUGAGCAUAGAGGUCACAUCACAGGGGAAUCUGUGCACAACCAGAGAAUCGAGCGCCUUUGGAGGGACGUUUUCUUGCAUGUUCUGUACAGUUUCUACACCGAAUUCUACAGCCUUGAGGACAGUGGCACAUUAGAUCCUGCAAAUGACAUUCACAAGCUUUCCCUUCAUCUUGUAUAUUUACCAGAAAUACAGAGCAGGUUGGACAGGUUUCGUGAAGCCUGGAAUCACCACAGUCUAAGGACGGAAAACAACCGAACACCCACUCAGAUCUGGACAGAAGGCAUGCUGACCAACAUGUUGGUAGAUUGCACCUCUAUCAACAAUGUAUUUGGUGAUGAUCCAUUCAGGGAGCGCAAUUUGGAGUCUCUUUUGGCACAACAUGGAGUUCACAACUUCCCAGCUGAUUUGGGUAACGAUUUCCCUGCUGUUGAGGUCCAACAACCCAUUGCUGACCUUAGCCAGGAACAACAAGAGGAAGUUUUAAGGGCCAUAGAAGGCACUGCAGACUUGAAAUUGAAAUAUCAAAUGUGCUGCAAUGAAAUUUCCAAUAGGCUAUCUCUAAGGACAUAAACACAAGUUGGAUAACCUGCUUGCUGUUUGAAAUUGUUGCUCCAGGUUGUACAGUUUUUAUAUUUGUUUCUUUUAGAGGGUCAAUGACAAAAGGUAAUAAUUUGUAAAAUAAAUCAGAAUACAGAAUUACAUUUAAUGCUAUAAAAAGUAAACACCCUUUCAAAGAAUUUGCAUUCCUUUUAUUUUGUGUAAAUGUAACCAGUUUCGUUACACUUCAUGUAACAGUUCACACCUUCUGAAAACUUAACAAGUCAGAGAAAAACUGUUUUUCAUUUAACUGGGAUU
Molecule: messenger RNA, 1293 nt
Organism: Misgurnus anguillicaudatus (oriental weatherfish)
Lineage: Eukaryota; Metazoa; Chordata; Actinopteri; Cypriniformes; Cobitidae
Source: RefSeq, a predicted model, not a curated record